UACCAUAUUAAAAUAUGUAUAUUUAUUGAAAUACAAUAAUCAUGACCUUAAACAUAAAACAAAAUAAUUUUAUCGAUUAACAGUCUCUUCAAAGUAUGCGUUUUUUGGCCCUCCACAAUACUAAAAUAAAGUACCUUUGGGCCCCAGCCACACAUACGUAAAUAAAUGCAUGCACCUUAUUGAAAAGUUUUGAGGAAGAAAUACUCGUAAACUCUGUAUAAUUGUGAAUAAAACUACUUUUUGUGAGGACAAACAAGGAAAAACAGCUAAAAUUCAAUACCGAUGGGCGGAAUUGUGCAACAGAAACACUACACAACAAAAUCCACUAACAAUUUCUGGAUAUGAAUUAAAUUGAAUACAGAAAUAAUCUGCCUGCUUCAUGGAAAAGGGAAAAAUUAUAAUCCAUCAUCUUCUGAACAUCUAAUGCAAAAUUCUCCAAAAAUGAAAUCUUCAAAACAUCUAAAGCAAAUGUAGAAGAAUACAUAUGAAAUUUGUUCCAACAAUAACGAAAAACCAUCUUAUUCCAACUUGUUUCAGAAACGUGGAAAAUUUCGAAGUAGGAUGCUAAUCCUCUAUCCUCACAUUAAAGCGAUUUUCGAAUAAGUGCUGGAAAUGGAGAUGUGAAGAAGAAGAUACAAACUGUAGAGCCCAAGGGGUAAACUUUACUCUAUCCCAGAAUUGGUGCAAACAAUUCCUCAAAGGGGAUUUUUUUACGCAUAAUUCCUUAAGAUUCCUGCGAAUUCCUCCAGAUACCCUAUCACAAAUUCCUCCAAAUACCCCACCACGAACUUCUCCAAAUACUCCACAAAUUCCUUUACAUUCCCUGCGAAUUUCAUGAGAAAUCUUGGAAAUCAACCUACAAUAACUGAAUUAAUUGAAAAUACAGUCUCACAUAUUUCAAAGUUUUCCUGGAAAACUAGUGAAGGCCAAAAUUUAAAACUUUUUGCAUGUGAAGUGGAAGGUGAGAAGCUCAUUUUCCCAAAAUUUCAAAUUUUUCCAGUAGAAAAUAACAAUAUAAGGAAUCUUGGAAAUAAACCUACAAUAACUGAAUUAAUUGAAAAUACAGUCUCACACAUUUCAAAGUUUUCAUGGAAAAUUACUGAAGGGAAAAUUUUCAAACUUUUUGCAUGUAAAGAGGAAGGUGAGAAGCUCAUUUUCCCAAAAUUUCUAAUUUUUCCAGCGGAAAACAGCAACAUGAAAAAUCUUGGAAAUCAACCUACAAAAACUGAAUUAGUUGAAAAUACAGUCUCACACAUUUCAAAGUUUUUCUGGAAAACUAGUGAAGGGAAAAUUUUGAAACUUUUUGCAUGUAAAGAGGAAGGUGAGAAGCUCAUUUUUCUAAAAUUUCAAAUUUUUCCAGUGGAAAAUAACGACAUAAGGAAUAUUGGAAAUCAACCUACAAAAUCUGAAUUAGUUGAAAAUACAGUCUCACACAUUUCAAAAUUUUCUUGGAAAACUAGGCAAGAGAGAAAUUUGAAACUUUUUGCAUGUAAAGAGAAAGGUUAGAAGCUCAUUUUCCCAGAAUUUCAAAUUUUUCUAGUAGAAAAUCAUAACAUGAGGAAUCUUGGAAAUCAACCUACAAUAACUGAAUUCAUUGAAAAUACAGUCUCACACAUUUCAAAGUUUUCUUGGAAAACUAGUAAAGAAAAAAUUUUGAAACUUUUUGCAUGUAAAGAGGAAGAUGAGAAGACGAGUGAGAAGAUCAUUUUCCUAAAAUUUCAAAUUUUUCCAGUGGAAAACAGCAACAUGAAAAAUCUUGGAACUCAACCUACACAAACAGAAUUAGUUGAAAAUACAGUCUCACACAUUUCAAAGCUUUCCUGGAAAACUAGUAAAGGGAAAAUUUUGAAACUUCUUGCAUGUAAAGUGGAAGGUGAGAAGAUCAUUUUCCCAAAAUCUCAAAUUUUUCUAGGGGAAAAUAACAACAUGAAAAAUCUUGAAAAUCAGCCUACAAAAACUGUAUUCAUUAUUAUUUUGAAUGUUUCAAAUUUGGACCUGUAAAUCAUGAAGUGUAAUUUUGGGAGGAUUUCUUUGAUGAAAAUUAUUAUCUAACAUCCAACACAAAACUAGAUUAUUUUUUUUCCAGUCAUUAUUAUUUCUUAUUAUAAGACUGUGAACCUCAGUGGCGUCAUGACCCUACAAUUUCCUUUAAAUUCCUCAUGAAUUCCCCACAAAUUCUCCCAAAUUCCUAACAAAAAUUCCUUAUAAAUUCCCCAAAUUCUUAUAAAUUCCGAUAAGUUCCUUCAAAUUCCCCACAAAUUCCAUUAAAUUUCCCACAAAUUCCUCUAAAUUUCUCACAUUUUUGGCAAAGUAUUCCUAGGUGGUUUGCCCCUUGGUAAAGCCUAUUACAGUACUAGCAACAGUACCAGUGAAUGCUGGAAUGAGUACUAAAUUAAGAGCCAUUUGGCAACCGAAGAUUAUAAGCCACCUGAAAAGAGUAGCUGUGAUAUUUUUGACAUAAUCACAGAUGUUCUACAAGAGCCAGAUAUAGCAAAGUUGAUAUGUAUGUAUACCUAUACAAGUAAAAUACAGAAUAUUAACCAGUUGCCUUAUGAUGUAUUGAAUCUAAGUAAAAGCAUGGACUAUUAUCAAGGCAACAUUGAUGAUAAAUAUGAUGGUUACCUCAGAAAAAUGAUAAGUAUUAUUAUUGAUACCCACCAGCCAAAAAAAGAAGUUGCUGUAAAUGUAAGAUAUAAUGAGCGGGUUUUGAAUGCAAAAAAGUCAAGAGAAAAUGCUUAUUAAACAUAUGCAAUCAGAUCAAUUAGGAUAAUUAUAAAAAUAGUAGAAAUGCUGAUGUAAACAUACUAAGAAUAGGAAUAGAGAAGUGUAGAUAUUAUCAGGACAGGGUGGAUAAUUGGUAUAAUGACCCGAAAGAAAUGUGGAAAUCAUUAAAACACAUUAGUGUUGAAAGAAAUACAGAACAAAUAGACAAAAUUGAUUUUUUGGGAAGCGUUUCCAAUAGUUUAUCUGAAAUUGUGGAAAAUUUUAAAACAUUUUUUAUUCAGAGUAUCACUGAUAUUGUACAGACACUAGCUCUAAGCCAAAUAAUAUUUAUUACUGAAAAUAGUGGUAAUGUACGUGUAACUUAUUGACAAAGAUAUUCUUAGGGAAAUAAUUUUUUCUAUGAGUAAUAAGUCAAAUCCUCAUGAUAUCGAUAUGUGAUCCUAUAAGGAAUUUUUUGAUGAAUUAUCAAAUAUAGUUUUGGAUGUUGUUAACAGUUCUUUAUUGCAUGGAAAGAUACCUGGGCUAGGAUUCUAUAAGGAAUAGACAUUUUCGCUAUCUCUAUUCAUUUCCAAAAGAAAGAAGAAGACAGCAAGUGCCAUAGCUAUAGAGAUAACAAUCCCUAUCAGAAAGGUAAAUUUGGUGAAUAUACUUUCCAGGAAAGUUUUAUUAAUGUUGGAGAGCAGCAGGGUAGUUUUUUGGGUGCACUUCUGUUUAUACAGUAGAUACAUUAAUAAUAUACAGCUGGUUUUGAAAAAUGUUAGAUAGGUAACUUAUUUUUGCUGAUGAUACCAUCAUUUAUGCAUCACACUCAGAUUUAAAGGUUGUUGUAGAUAAAAUAAAUCAAACAUUAGGGUAUGUAAGUGAGUGGAUGAAAUUUAAUAAACUAAAAUUACUUAAAAGGAAUUUUCCAGAAGAAUUUUAUCAGUGAGAUAAUUUUCCGUGGCUCAACCCUUGUAUUCGUCAUUAUGCUUGCUCAAAAAACUACUGAUUUAGAUGUGCAUUUUGAUGAAAUGGAGUUCAAUAAGUCAUCUACAUAUGCGUGUGGGGCCUUAUCAAUAAAUUUUAAAAAUCGAAGUACAUAAAUGCAUAUAGGUUUAAAAAGUUUGUGUACCUAUUUCACCUCCUAAAUAAUCUCGAAAAAUACUGAUUUAAUAAUCUAUUUUUACAGUAAAAGUUAUAAAAAAUAUGAGAUUUGUUCCAACUAGAAAACCAGCGACAUUGGAACAAUAGUUGACCAACUGAAACUAUAAUAAUUAUUAUUGUUGGCUAGAAUAUCAGUUAUAUAAAAAUAUGAACCUGGUAUAAAGGCGAAUAUGUUUAAAAAUAAUAUUGACUUUUGUUAAUAUCUAGAUAUUCCACAUUUAAGACAACACCAAUGUAUAAGUAGUCAAUAAUUAGGACCCAUGUUUAUAAAGCAAUCUUUACAAAAAUGGGCCCAAUUCAAUCUCCCAACACAAAUAAAUUAUUUUACAGUUGCUUAUGUAACACAAGCAGUUACAGUCUUCUUUACAGCAUCUCUAGCAUAAGGAAUGUAAGACAACGAGUACCAAGUCAUCGAAAGACUCUGGAUUAUGAUAAAUAAAAGUGCCAGGCCUGCUUUUUGCC
Ceutorhynchus assimilis (cabbage seed weevil) is the source of this 4329-nucleotide messenger RNA. NCBI's taxonomy places the organism in Eukaryota, Metazoa, Arthropoda, Insecta, Coleoptera, Curculionidae. The record is from the annotation of a GenBank genome assembly.